Pleuronectes platessa (European plaice) is the source of this 2231-nucleotide messenger RNA. Its product is annotated as N-acetyllactosaminide beta-1,3-N-acetylglucosaminyltransferase 3. The coding region runs from base 240 to 1382 and encodes 380 amino acids. The record is from RefSeq and is a predicted model, not a curated record. Gene Ontology annotation, cellular component: membrane. The transcript has 2 exons. NCBI's taxonomy places the organism in Eukaryota, Metazoa, Chordata, Actinopteri, Pleuronectiformes, Pleuronectidae. Gene Ontology annotation, molecular function: hexosyltransferase activity.
GAGCAUCAUUUUGGUGUUUAUCCUGUUUUGCUCUGACGUUUUUAAAGUAUUUGAAGACUCAGCUCUGUAUUCUUCUCUCUGCUUUCUCAGAACUGGUUUCACAUCUAUUCAGAACAGUUCAGUUUUCCUCCGCUCUGUUCCUCUCUGGUUUUGUUCCUGUUGGUUCUCCAGUUUUUAACUUGUUAAGAUUUUCUUUUUGCCUCCAUGCCAGCUUAACCACCAACUGACUAGAUUUGAAGAUGGGAAAAAUCCGAACAAAAACAUUGGUGCUGGGGGUUUCUCUUGGUCUGUUCCUCCUCUAUCUCAGUAAAGAUUUUACUGCCAAAAGAGUCAUUUGCAACUCCAACACUGUGAGAGAGGAGAGCAGUGAAAUAAUAAAAAGAUCCACUAGGAACAUCUCCUACGUAUACUCCUUCCCGAAAUGCCAACAAAACGCAUCUGCUGGAAAUGUAGAAGGCUUCAGUUCUCUUCCUGUUAAUAUAAAAGACUUUCUCUACCAUAAACACUGUCUACAUUUUCCCAUGCUGCUGGACGUUCCUGACAAAUGCGGAGGAGCUGAUGAAUCUGCACAGGUCUUUCUUCUCCUGGUCAUUAAAAGCAUCCCUGAUAACUUUGAACGCAGAGAGGUACUGCGCAAAACCUGGGCUAAAGAGAGGCUGCACAAUGGUGUGCAGAUCCGGAGGAUCUUCAUCUCAGCAGCGACGGGUUCUGGUUUUGAAAGAGAGAGAAAGAAUAGACUUCUUGAACUGGAACAAAAUGAGUACAAUGACAUUCUUCAAUGGGACUUUAGAGACACGUUCUACAACCUCACCUUAAAGCAGGUACUCUUCCUAGAAUGGAUGGAAAGAAAUUGUCCGAAAGCUCGCUUCUUGCUAAAUGGUGAUGAUGACGUUUUUGCCAACACAGACAACAUGGUUGAGUAUCUCCAAGGCCUCAGGGACAAUGAUGGAAGCAAGCACCUCUUUACCGGACAUUUGAUACAGAACGUGGGGCCCAUUAGAUCACCAGGGAGCAAGUACUAUGUCCCAGUACAAGUGCAGGAGUCAGAGUCUUAUCCCCCUUAUUGUGGUGGUGGAGGCUUCCUCCUGUCGGGCUAUUCAGCUAUGGUCAUAUACAACAUGUCCAAGUCCAUCCCUGUUAUUCCUAUUGAUGAUGUUUACAUGGGGAUGUGUAUGGCCAAAGCAGGAUUAGGUCCAGCUCACCAUAUGGGUGUACGGACAGCAGGAAUGUACAUUCCCUCGCAUAAACUAGAUGAAUUUGAUCCCUGUUAUUAUAAAGAGAUUUUACUGGUGCACCGAUUCCUUCCAGCAGGCAUCUAUCUUAUGUGGCAAAGAAUAAAUGACCCCAAUCUAAAAUGUGAAUUGGCAAGGAAAUCCUUUUAGUAGCAUUAAGCUCACUGGUAGUGUCAAUACCCUGUGAUCAAUUGACGGCAGGUCUAUGACACAGCCUCUAAUGUCACUGGUAGAGGACAGGUCUCCUCAGCCAAACAAAUACAGACCUACAGUACAGCACUGCCAUGCUUUAAGUGUAUGGCCUUUUUUAAAUAUUGUUAUCGUUAAAAAAAAUUCUGUAGACGCAAUAUUAUCACAUCUAUGAAGAGAGAAAGUGGUUUCUGACAGAAAUUGUUGAAGAUCACAGAUUGUACCAUUUUAUCAGUGGGUGGGCCUUUAAUGAUGAUUGGUGUGUGUGUUUGUGUUUUUUGUUUGUUUGUGUGGCUGUGGGUUUAUGUUUUGACUGGAGCUUGAUGUUGGUCCACAUUUCUGACUACAAGCUGAAUCAUGUUGGUUGCAAAUUGUUUAAAAAACAUUAACAACCAGAAGUUGUCAGGACUGUAUAAUGUAUAAUGUUGUGGCCAAAGUCUUGAAAAUAUUUUCCAAUAAUUUCUCAGGUUUUUCUUUAAACUAAUGUUGUGAUGUUAGUUUAUAUUUCGCUUUAGCUCAUAUAUGUACAGUUUCCUUUAUUUUGUUACUAUAUCUUGUGUAUUUAUGUUUGAACAAUAGGUUCAGAAGACUAGAUGUUUUGCAUGACUGACAUCAUUUUUGCACUGUCAUUUACAAAACAGCAUUCGGGUUAAAAGUAAUAAGGUGGGACAGUGCAUUGUAUUAAAACAGUGAUGGUAGCGGUAUUUCUAUGUACUGUGAGUAUUAAUGUUUGUUUGUUUUUGGAACAGGGAAUUUGUGAAUCCUUGCAAAAAGUGUGUUUAAUUAAUUAAAGAGAAGAAUGCACAUGAA